Liolophura sinensis is the source of this 1538-nucleotide messenger RNA. RefSeq names its product apolipoprotein D-like. The record is from RefSeq and is a predicted model, not a curated record. Gene Ontology annotation, cellular component: cytoplasm. Lineage: Eukaryota; Metazoa; Mollusca; Polyplacophora; Chitonida; Chitonidae. The transcript is spliced from 5 exons. Gene Ontology annotation, biological process: lipid metabolic process; response to reactive oxygen species. Bases 174 to 764 code for a protein of 196 amino acids.
CUGACGGCGCAUUGACAUGUGACCAUCCAGAUAACAGUUACACAACUCACAACUGGUAUUUCGGCGGGGAAGACAGUCACAUUUGUUUCUAUCCGCGCAUUGGUGCCGUCCAGCAGCCAUAACUCGGACAAAACAGUUAGCAUUCUGUGACAUACAAGCAGCGAGCUGUAAUCAUGAUGAAAACUGGCCUACUUGGGUUGUUGUUCUUUGUAAUGCUGGGAAUGUCCGCGGCCCAGGUCCCAGGUAGGGGUGAAUGUCCUGACAUCCAGGUACAGCCGAACUUCAAGAAGGAAAAGUAUGUUGGUACCUGGUACGAAUAUGAACGAUUCUUCGCUGCCUUUGAACUGGGAGGUAUUUGUGGUCAGGCCAACUACACUGCAAAACCAGACGGCCACAUCAGAGUGUUGAAUAUUGGAUUUAAUGAAUGGACGAAGAAGGUGACAUCUGCUGAGGGGGAUGCGUAUGCCCCAGACCCAAGUGUUCCAGCCAAAUUGGUUGUAUCUUUCCCAGGGGUUCCAGGACCAUUUGCCAAGGGAAACUACUGGGUGGUGUCAACAGAUUACGACAGUUAUGCUGUGGUCUGGUCCUGUUCAGCUAUUGACCUCAAAAUCAUUGAUCUUCACGGAGCCAUUGCUUGGAUUUUGACUCGAAAACGAGGUGUGCUUGAUGAAGACAGAAAGACGAAGAUAUACGAUAUCUUUAAAAGUUAUGACAUAGAUCCGUCCUAUUUCAAGAAGGUCGAACAAGAUAAUUGUCCUAAUUAGAGUUUCGUAAAUAUCUGAUUCAUUGCUUUUCUCCACACUUUUGUCUUUUAUACCUCAGUGGGCACUUUCACGAAACUUCAUCAAUGCAUUUCUUGGUGACAUUUCUUAUGAAAGACGUUCGCAUGGCAUCAAUGGUCUAAGACGAUCUGAUAUGUGGUGCAAGUUGUAAAAAUUUUUUUGAAAGUGAGCCAGUUAUAUUUUUGGACUUUUACUUUACAUAACCGGAAAAGAUAAAUAUUCUGACUUUUUAAUAGUUUUUUUCGCCUUUUGUAUUGUAUUUUUCUGUAAGUAUUGUCUUAUUACACAGAAAUUUUAUAUUGUUUCUUAUGUAUUGUUCCAUUAUUGACGAAAUCCAACAUGCAAGUAUCCCAGCUGGAUAAUGUGUAUAUAAGUGACAUGAUAAGAAUAUGGUGUAACCAAUUUCUGAUGUAUGUGUGACCAUUUACAUAUCUAACUCUUGUCUUGAAAGUUUUUGUUAAAGAGUUCUUCUUUUUCUUUAUUGUGUCUUUAUACCAACUGUCUAACCUCUAAAUGAUUUCCAUCGUUUCAAGAAUUUUAUCGAACGCCUAAUCAGAAGUGCUAAAAGGGAGAAUACUUUAUGGCAUGAAACGUACUUUAUGGCAUGAAACGGCGAAAUGCUAUAUAAUUGCAAUUUAUAGUGUUUCACCAAUUUAUUAAUGUCAUCAACAAAAUGAAAAAGAUGUGUAAUAAGUGUCAAUCGAUUUGUAAGUUGGGAAACUUCAGUGAAUUAAAAAUGUUUCUGUCAUCUCUGAA